Messenger RNA from Paramecium pentaurelia, 543 nucleotides. NCBI's taxonomy places the organism in Eukaryota, Ciliophora, Oligohymenophorea, Peniculida, Parameciidae. The record is from the annotation of a GenBank genome assembly.
AUGAGUAAAAAGAUCAGCUAUUCAGAUAUUGUUAAUUCAAAUUCAAAUUUAUAGCAAUACAAACCUUAAGACAAACAAUUUAGACCAUCAAGAUUUUUGAAUGAUCUUGAAAGUGUACCUGUUAAUUUUUUUUAAGAGAAAGGAUAUUAGGAUAUAGUUAUUGAUUAUAUGUAUCCAUAAACAGCAAGAAGAAGAAUUGCUAUUGGAAAUGAUAAAUAAAUAGUUAAAAGUGAAUGUGUCUUACCAAGUCUGUAAAACUCUUCAAUUUAUAAAAAUAAUUUCUCCUCUCCUAACCAUAAAAAGGAAGACUUAAGAAAAUCUGAGAUCUUGAGAACUGAUGAGUAAUAGAAUACAGAGUUAGAAACCAUUAGUAGAAAAAUAAAAAAAAUAAUUAAUAGCAAUAAGAGAUAAGUGACAUUUCAAUAAUCAUUAAUUGUAAUUGACGAGUAAAAUCAAAUUACAAAAAUUUAAGAUCCAUAAUAAAUAAAUGAUUAAUAAAAAAGAAGAAAAACAACUUUCAGAUAGAAAACACUAGCUGCUUGA